This is a messenger RNA of Pristis pectinata (smalltooth sawfish), 381 nucleotides long. Its product is annotated as deformed epidermal autoregulatory factor 1 homolog. Lineage: Eukaryota; Metazoa; Chordata; Chondrichthyes; Rhinopristiformes; Pristidae. The coding region runs from base 1 to 381 and encodes 126 amino acids. The record is from RefSeq and is a predicted model, not a curated record. The transcript is spliced from 4 exons.
AUGGAGGCGAAGGGGCUCGGCAUGGAGUCGCCUGAAGUGACAGCGGUUUCGGUGAUGGGGGAAGAGCAGAUCGACAUGGCCGAGCAGCUGCCGAGUGCCGACGAGGGCGGCUUCGCAGAAGUGACCACGGUGACUGUGGGGAGUAUGACUGGAGCUGCUGAUAAUGUUUUUACAACGUCUGUUGCAAAUGCUUCCAUAUCAGAGCAUGUACUGUCAGGAAGAACCACACUACAGAUUGGAGAAGGACUCCCCACAGACAAAGCCACACUGAUAGUGGUUCACACCGAUGGCAGUAUUGUCGAAACAACAGGACUGAAAACACCAGUGCACCUAUACUCAAGGUCCACAGACACCAUCCACUCCUCUGACACCAGGCCCUGA